Messenger RNA from Monoraphidium neglectum, 3672 nucleotides. RefSeq lists its product as hypothetical. Gene Ontology annotation, biological process: peptidyl-arginine methylation. The transcript is spliced from 8 exons. Gene Ontology annotation, molecular function: protein-arginine N-methyltransferase activity; protein binding. The coding region runs from base 1 to 3672 and encodes 1223 amino acids. Lineage: Eukaryota; Viridiplantae; Chlorophyta; Chlorophyceae; Sphaeropleales; Selenastraceae. The record is from RefSeq and is a predicted model, not a curated record.
AUGGACCAGGACGACCUGGCCAAGCCCGAUCCUCGGAAUGGCGCCGCCGGUGCAGUUUGCGGCGGAGGCGUCGGGAUCGCUCGGCACAAUCAGGCCGCGGUCGAACAGGCGCGGCGCGGCGACCACGCCGCCGCCGUCGCCACCCUCACGCGCGCCCUCGAGCGCGCCGCCGCUGCGCGCGUGACGCACGCGCAGCUGCACGUCUGCUACUCCAACCGCGCGGCGUCGCGCCUUGCGCUCGGGGACCAUGCCGGCGCGCUGGCAGACGCAGACAAAUGCCUCUCUCUCCUGCAGCAGUGGGCGGAGCGCGCCGGCGCCGGCAGCGCGGCGCUGCACCCGUCGUACCCGAAAGCGCAGCUGCGGCGCGGCCAGGCGCUGUCUGCCCUCGGCGCCCACGCGCGCGCCGCCGCCGCUUUCGAAUCGGGCCUGGCGGCAGACCCCUCAGAUGAGCGCCUCUCGGCCGCCCUCGCCUCCGCGCGGCGCGCGCUCGCCGCCGCCGGCGCCGCGCCCGCGGGCGCCCGCCGCGCGCUGCCUGCGCCACCAGCAGCGCCUCGCAUCGGCUACGCGCCGCCGGGCACGCCGCUCGCGCUGCUUCGCGCCCCGGGGGACCGCGAGGGCGACGGCAUUGACGAUAACGGAGAAUGCGGCAGCGGCGCCGCCGCCGCCAGGGACGCGCAGGCAUGGCGCCAGAGCCUCGCAGCGCGGCGCCGCGCGUGCGUGGAGGGCGCGGCGCUGCCGUCGGCGCUGCUGAGCGCGCGGCGCGCGGCAGAGGACGCCACCCUAUCCGAGGUUUACUCGUACGUUAGGGUCCAGACAGACAUCAGAUUGCCGAAGCGGUGGGCGUGCCGCACCCUGCCCGACGGCUACCGGUGGGGACGCUGGGCGGAGGCCGUCGCGGCCGCCCUGCGCCAGCUGGCACAGGCCGUCGUCGCCGCGCCGCGGGUGCUGGUCCUCGGCUGCGGGGGCGGCAUGUUGCCGCUCAUCGCGCUGCGCGCGGGCGCCGCGCACGUCACCUGCGCGGAGAGGUGGCCGCACCUGGCGCGCGCGUGUGGCGACGUGCUCGCCGCGAACGGCGCGCACACCGGCAGCUACAAGGUGGUGUCCUGCCGGCAGUACGACGAGCUGGCGCUGGGGGCCCAGGUGGAAGCUGCCGCGCACCUGCUGGUGGCUGACCUGGUGGAUGAUGGCGUCCUCACCGGCGGCCUGCUGCCGGCCGUGACCCACGCCUUGAACCACCUCAUAGACCCCUCCGCCCCCGGGCCCUUAGUCAUCCCCGCGGGGCUGGAGGUGUUGGCGCAGCCCGUCUCUGUGUCUGCCGCCCGCUGCCGCGCCGCCGGCGCCGCGGCUUUCGCGGCCGCCCAGCGCUCGUGCUCGCCACCGACGGGCGGCUCCGGAUGUGCAGAGGCGGCCGCUCUGGAGGAGCUCACCACAGUGGAAUACGGAGGGGCGGAGACAGAUCUGCUGGCCAGGGAUCUCGAUCUGUCUGACCUGGGCGCCUUCCGCUGGGCGCCGUCGCAGGCGCUGCCCGCGCCGCUGCGCCCGUGCGCGCUCACGCCGCUCGCGCCACCAAAGGCCCUGUGGGCGUUCGACCUGAUGGCGCCGCCGGAGGGCGGCGCGGUCAAAGAGGUUGACUUUGAGUUUGACCGGGAGGGCGCGGUCAACGCGGUGGCGGUGUGGGCGCGGGUGCGACUGAUUGGUGAUGUCAUCCUGACCACCGGCUUCGACAGGCCCCUCGCGCUUCCCGGCCCCAGCCCCCCCGCUACCCUCGCCGCCGCGGCCGCCGCCGGCCCGGCGAUGACGUUCCGUGCCGCACCGCCCUCUCAGCAGCCGGCGCUAAUCUGGCUGGCCGGGGAGCUUCCAGUUUCAGGGGGCGACGUCGUCCCCUUCACCGCAUCACACAACACAGUGCGCCUCGGCUUCGACGCCGGACCGUCCGCCGCGUUCCGCCGCCCCGCGCUGGCAACGCCGUCUUUCCCACAUGCCCGCCUCGCCGCCGCCGCCGACGGCGCGCGGCUGGAGGCCUUUGGCCGCGCGCUGCGCGCCGCGGUCCGCGCUGCCCAGGCAGCCGCCGCAGCGCAAACAGCGAGCCAACCGGCGGGGGCGGCGGCGCCGGUGGCGGUCAUCGAUGUCGGGUGCGGGUCGGGGGCGCUGUCGGUCCUUGCCGCAGGCGCAGGGGCCGACCUUAUUGCGGGGGUAGAGCUCUAUGAGCGCCUCGCAGCCUGCGCACGCCGCGCCCUCGCCGCCGCCGCCGCAACAGCAGCCACAGCAGCACCAGCAGCCGCCGCGCCGCCCGAGGGCGCAGACAGUGACAAGAGCGCGGCCUGGGCCAGCGGCGGCGCCGGCGGCGGCGCGGCCGUGCUACCAUCGGAGGGCGCAUACAGACACGACAGCGCCACCGGCACCGCCACCGGCGCCGCAACUGGCGGGGGCCUGGGCGCGCCUCGGACGGGCGUCCUGCACGCCGAUGCCGCUCUGCUUGAGCUCGCCGACUUCGGCGGCCUGCUCCCGCCCCGCGGUGCUGACGUCAUCGUCGCCGAUGUGUUUGACCCGACGCUGGUGGGAUGGCAGGGCCUGCAGCUGCUGGCGGCGGCCAGGCGCAAAUUGCUCGCGCCCGGCGGCCGCAUCGUGCCCGCGGGCGCGACGGUGUGGGCGGCAGGCGUGCAGGCGGUCAGCAACGCAUAUGUGGACGCCAGCGGCGGCGGCGGCAUCUUUGGCAGCAGACCAAUAAAUACCAGCAGCGGCGGCGCCGGCAGCGCCGCUGGCGGUGGUGGGAGCAUUGGCGGCAGCGAGUCUGAAGCUGCAAGCAGCGGCGACGGCAGGGGUGGCGGCGAGGCGUGGGACUUUUCAGCGUUGGACCGCUACAGGUGGGGCCCCAAGGCCGAGGGCGUCUGCCUGGGUGACCUGCCACACGUCAUGCUGACGUCACCGGUCAAAGUGUUUGACUUCCGGUUCAACGAGCGGGGCAGCCGGGGCGACGCCGCCGCCAGCCGCAGCGGCGGCAACAAAGGGGCGCCAGAGGGGAGGGGGUCGAGCGGGGGGGCGCCGGCGGCGGGGCCAUACCCCAAGCGGGCGGCGGUGGCGCUGGAGGCAGCGCGGCCGGGGCUGCUGAACGCGGUGGCGUUUUGGUACGAUCUGGACCUCGGAGAUGACAUCACAGUGACGACAGCCCCGCCCGGCAUCGGGGCCGGCGGCCGGCGCCUGUCAAGCUCCUCAUGCUCCCAGCAGCCCUCCGCCGACGACGACGAGGCCGCCGGCUUCUGCUGCGGCGACAGGGGCGGCGGCAGCAGCCAGGGGCAGGGGCUGCAGUAUCUGUCUGCCUGGGUGGCCGUCGAGCCCGGCUGCAAGAUAGAGCUGGCGGCGGAGCGCUCGGCGGAUGCCAUAACAUUCACGGUCGGUGACGUCAUCAUGACGCCGGCUGCUGCGCCAGCUGCUGCGCCUGCUGCUGCGCCAGCUGGCGACGCCGCCGGCGCCGGCGGCGGCGGCGGCGGGCUCCACUGCGGCAGCGUCGGGCUGGACGAGGCGAUACUGGGGGAGGUCACCCAGGAGCUGGCGAUGCGAGAGGAGGCGGCCGCCGCCGCCGCGGCCCCGCCCGGCGCGGGCGGCGGCGUGGCGGUGUCGGCGGCGGCGUGCGUGGAGGCGCUUGGGGUGGCGCCGCCGGUGGGGUGGCACUGA